Molecule: messenger RNA, 1312 nt
Organism: Acromyrmex echinatior (Panamanian leafcutter ant)
Lineage: Eukaryota; Metazoa; Arthropoda; Insecta; Hymenoptera; Formicidae
Product: 1-Acylglycerol-3-phosphate O-acyltransferase 2
Biological process (GO): phosphatidic acid biosynthetic process
Cellular component (GO): membrane; endoplasmic reticulum
Molecular function (GO): 1-acylglycerol-3-phosphate O-acyltransferase activity
Source: RefSeq, a predicted model, not a curated record
ACAUUUGGUGAACAAUAAGGGUAAAAUCACAUCAUGCACAUCAUGUGUUUUACGGUAUGCAACCUAACAUACCAAAUCACAAGUGCGUACAUAGAUUUAAAUAUGACGCCAAUCCCCACUGUUCAUCACGUGACUCUCUGUAGUUCGCAGUAUCCGAGGACAGAACUUAGCGGCGCUACGAAAAUGAUUGUCUCUUUUGCCAAGAGUAAAUUUAUACUCCCUAUGUUUGAUAGUUGUCUUUUAUCAAUCGCGGUGAAUGCUACGUGUCUAAGUGAAUAACAUCAUGUUCAAGACAGUACUAUGCGGCAUUUACUUAACGACUGGCAUUGUGCUGCUAUUUGUCUUUGUUAUGCUAUGUGCCUUGAGCGAGAACAUGAGAUAUCGAGUGAAAUUUACCUUCUUCAUAAUAGCAAGUGCGUUAGCUGCGGGAUUAUGGAUACCGUUUAUGCUAUUCCGUAUUGGCAGCUGGAGAAACGCAUUAGUGCCGGCUAGAUGCGUGGUAACAGUAGCAAAGAUCAUUGGAAUGAAUUUCCAUUUUCGAGGCAAGGAGAAUAUUGUCAAAGAUUCGGGCUGUAUCGUGCUCAUCAACCAUCAGAGUUCAUUGGAUCUUUGUGUUUUAGGUGAACUAUGGUUAGCGAUGGAUAAUUGCACCGUUAUUUCGAAAAAGGAGAUUUUGUAUCUUGGACCAUUCGGUCUUGCAUGUUGGCUUUGGGGAACGUUGUUCAUUGAUAGAAAAAAUGUAGGAAAAUCAUGUCAAAUUAUUAAUGCUACAGUGGAAUCAAUUCGUCUGGCAAAGCGGAGGCUUCUUCUGUUUCCCGAGGGACAUCGCCAUUCAGGUAAUUCAUUGCUUCCUUUUAAGAAAGGUGCUUUCCAUGUCGCGAUUGAAUCUCAAAUGCCGAUUCAACCUGUUAUUGUGUCAAAGUAUUACUUCCUGGAUGACAAAUUAAAAAGAUUUUAUUCAGGAAGUAGUUAUAUUACUGUUCUACCACCUAUUCCUACCGUGGGUAUGACCAAAGACGAUUUACCAAAGCUCAUGGAGCAGGCGUAUAAAGUUAUGAAUAAAACUUUUGUGGAAUCAUCGACGGAGUGUCUCGAGGAACAGAUACAAAGUUUGAAGUGUGAAUGAUAGGAGUAACAAAAAACGAUUGCGUAAUUACGAGUAAAUUGUGAUACAAAUUCUAAUCGAUAAGAGAAAUCGUGACUAAUUUGCGAUUGCAAAUUCGCAAAGAUUGCACAUGUGAUUGAUUUUUUUGUUACUAAUUGUUGUGGACGCUGUAAUUUCUGCCAAAUAAAAUAUAAAAUCAUAAUGAUA